UCGCCAGCGCUCGGGUCCGCCUCUGACUGCGGCGCGGCGGGGCGAUGUGUGAUUACCAUGGCGAGGAGUCUCUGUCCGGGGGCCUGGCUAAGGAAACCCUGUUACCUCCAGGCUCGCUUCUCAUAUGUGCGAAUGAAAUAUCUUUUCUUUUCCUGGUUGGUGGUUUUUGUUGGAAGCUGGAUUAUAUAUGUGCAAUACUCUACCUAUACAGAACUAUGCAGAGGAAAGGACUGUAAGAAAAUAAUAUGUGACAAGUACAAGACUGGAGUUAUUGAUGGGCCCGCAUGUAAUAGCCUUUGUGUUACAGAAACUCUUUACUUUGGAAAAUGCUUAUCGACCAAGCCCAACAAUCAGAUGUAUUUAGGGAUUUGGGAUAAUCUACCAGGUGUUGUGAAAUGUCAAAUGGAACAAGCACUUCAUCUUGAUUUUGGAACUGAAUUGGAACCAAGAAAAGAAAUAGUGCUAUUUGAUAAGCCAACUAGGGGAACUACUGUACAGAAAUUCAAAGAAAUGGUCUACAGUCUCUUUAAAGCAAAGUUGGGUGACCAAGGCAACCUCUCUGAACUGGUUAAUCUCAUCUUGACAGUGGCUGAUGGAGACAAAGAUGGCCAGGUUUCCUUGGGAGAAGCAAAGUCAGCAUGGGCACUUCUUCAAUUAAAUGAAUUUCUUCUCAUGGUAAUACUUCAAGAUAAAGAACAUACCCCCAAAUUAAUGGGAUUCUGUGGUGAUCUCUAUGUGAUGGAAAGUGUUGAAUAUACCUCUCUUUAUGGAAUAAGCCUUCCGUGGGUCAUUGAACUUUUUAUUCCAUCUGGGUUCAGAAGAAGCAUGGAUCAGUUGUUCACACCAUCAUGGCCUAGAAAGGCUAAAAUAGCCAUAGGACUUCUAGAAUUUGUGGAAGAUGUUUUCCAUGGCCCCUAUGGAAACUUCCUCAUGUGCGAUACUAGUGCCAAAAACCUAGGAUAUAACGAUAAGUAUGAUCUGAAAAUGGUGGACAUGAGAAAAAUUGUGCCAGAGACAAACCUGAAAGAACUUAUAAAGGAUCGUCACUGUGAGUCUGAUUUGGACUGUGUCUAUGGCACAGAUUGUCGAACUAGCUGUGAUCAGAGUACAAUGAAGUGUACCUCAGAAGUGAUACAACCAAACUUGGCAAAAGCCUGUCAGUUACUCAAAGACUACCUGUUGCGUGGUGCUCCAGUUGAAAUUCGUGAAGAAUUAGAAAAGCAGCUGUAUUCCUGUAUUGCUCUCAAAGUCACAGCAAAUCAAAUGGAAAUGGAACAUUCUUUGAUACUAAAUAACCUAAAAACAUUACUGUGGAAGAAAAUUUCCUACACAAAUGACUCUUAGUUCAUUUGGACAUUGUGACCAUUUUAAGAAAUUCAGCACUUCAAAAGAAAAAUCUUGAACAUUUUUUCUAAAUGGCUUGAUUCAAAUCCUUGCCAGUUAUCACAAAACUCCUUUCCCCUGAUGCUAAGGAAGCCAUCAUCUUAAAAUACAUGUUGAUUGCUGAAGUAAUGGCAGGAGGUAUAGGAUCAAAAGGUCCAAAAAUAUUCAUUCCUGCCUUUUAGAAACGCUGGUACAUUUCCUAGUACAUUCACUGUGUAACUAUUUUGACUAAUGACUUAAAAUAAUGCUGUGAAAAGCCUCAUUCCAUAAACAUCAACGGUCAGAGUAUUUUGUAGAUUUGUUAGCCAAAAUAUCAGUGCUGGAAAUUGUUUGCAUUGAAGCUGCUGUUUAAAAAAGAAAAUUUAUAAAUUUACUAAUGUCUCAGCAUGGUAAAGUUUGCACAUUAACAGAAAUUAAGACUGCAAAGCAGGUAAAUUAAAAUUACUCCUUUAUCAACAGAUGUUGGGUUAAUAGCAUGGUUUCUUAUAAAUACAUUUAACUCAUUUAGACAUCGUAUUUUAUGUGGCUUCAGAAAGUUUUGAGUGGCUCUUACCCACUGAAAACCCAUCAGGAAGCAUUCUACUUGGCAAUAUAUAAUUGCCAAUUUUUGGGGCUGAAUAUGGAUGAGUUCAUCAUCCUAGAUUUAAAGGGUCUGUAUCAUCUUAGUAUCAGCCAGCCAACUGGUCUUCAAAACUCGUUAUCUUUAGGCCACAGACCUAACACAGAUACACAUAUCCUGAAUCUGAGCUAUGGGAAAGUGGGACAUUAAGAGCAAGCCUCUGAAAUCAUAAACUUCCUAUUAAUAAUUUUCCAUUUUCAAACAGUAUUCCCUAUUGGCCAAAGGACUGUUUCUCAAGAGGCAUGUAAAUAUAUCCAUCUAACAAACACUUUCUCAUGUAAACUUGAUAUACAAGGGUUAGUAUUUGCUCCUCUCUUUUGUGUUUAUUCAGAUCUGGCCUUUCAACUCCAUAAAACGAAACACCUCUUAUAAUUAAAGAACCAGUAUUUUCUGCUCAAAGGUUUCACCUGGAUAAAUAUGUGUUAAAAUUAUAUGACCUUCAUUGGACAGCUAUCUAUCUCUCAAGAACUAAAGCCAUGGAGUAGCAUCAGUUUCACUUACUUUAAAACUGUAAACUUUGAAGGUACUUUUUCUUCCAACUCAUCAUGUGGUUACAAUAAAUGAAUGUAAGACAUAUUUCUA
This is a messenger RNA of Balaenoptera musculus (blue whale), 2584 nucleotides long. It is a transcript of the gene DIPK1A, whose product is annotated as divergent protein kinase domain 1A. The transcript has 5 exons. Bases 58 to 1344 code for a protein of 428 amino acids. The record is from RefSeq and is a predicted model, not a curated record. Lineage: Eukaryota; Metazoa; Chordata; Mammalia; Artiodactyla; Balaenopteridae.